AUGGCUCCCAUAAGCUGGACACCACAACUGCAAAACGAAGAACUACCCACCAAAUACACAGUAAUCUCCUACCCAGCCGAAGGCGUACUUCUCGUCCGCAUAAACCGACCGAAAGACCUGAAUUGCUUGAACACAGAAGCCAACAAAGAGCUAGAAAGGAUAUGGGGAUGGCUAGAUCUGGAACCAGCGUUUAUCGUUGGCAUAAUCACAGGUACUGGUAGAGCUUUCUGUGCUGGAGCAGAUUUGAAAGCAGAAUGGAAUUCUUUGAACAAGAAUAAUCAGCCGAAAUCCAUGUCGGGUAGUGGGUUUGGUGCUCUGUCGAGACGGAGUGGAAGGAAACCGAUCAUCGCGGCGGUGAAUGGGAUUUGUUUUGGUGGAGGUUGCGAAAUGAUCGUGAAUUGCGAUCUAGUUGUCGCCGCAAAGAAGGCUACUUUCGCACUUCCUGAAGUCAAGGUCGGCGUUGUGGCCGCGGCAGGCGCUCUGCCACGUAUCAUUCGAACAGUAGGUCGGCCUAGAGCUAUGGAGAUGGCAUUGACUGGGAGGCCUGUAUCUGCGGAUGAGGCGAUGGAUUGGGGACUUAUAAAUAAGGUUGUGGGGGACAAGGAAGGUGAGGUCGUGGAUGCUGCUGUGGAGUAUGCGAAGAUGAUUGCGGCGAAUAGUCCUGAUGCUGUGAUUGUGAGUCGAGAAGGAAUCAAGUUGGGUUGGGAAGGUAUGGGUGCUGAGGAUGCUACGAGGAUGGCCCUAGAUGUGUGGCAGCCAAGAUUGCAGGCUGGUGAGAAUAUGAAGGAGGGCGUGAGGGCUUUUGUUGAGAAGAGGAAGCCGAAGUGGAAGGGCGCGAAGCUAUAG
This is a messenger RNA of Pseudocercospora fijiensis CIRAD86, 846 nucleotides long. RefSeq lists its product as uncharacterized. Gene Ontology annotation, molecular function: enoyl-CoA hydratase activity. Gene Ontology annotation, biological process: fatty acid beta-oxidation. The transcript has 2 exons. Gene Ontology annotation, cellular component: mitochondrion. The record is from RefSeq and is a predicted model, not a curated record. Lineage: Eukaryota; Fungi; Ascomycota; Dothideomycetes; Mycosphaerellales; Mycosphaerellaceae. The coding region runs from base 1 to 846 and encodes 281 amino acids.